CUUGGCUUCCCGGGCUCUGGGGCCUUCGGGCCUCCCCAGCAUAGUUCUGCCUCCCCGGGGCGGGGGCCGGGGCUGAGGCGUCCCCUCUCAGGCUUCCCCUUUCCCCCCAGAGCGCCGGAGGAGGACGACGAGGAGGAGUAGAAGAGGAAGAAGAGGAGGCGGCGGUCGCGAUGGCCCCGGGCUCCCUGCCGCCCGGCGGCGCCCACCAGGAGUCAGUGACGUUCAAGGACGUGGCUGUGGACUUCUCCCAGGAGGAGUGGGGACACCUGGACCUUCUUCAGAAGGAGCUGUAUCGGGAGGUGAUGCUGGAGAACUAUGGGAACCUGGUGUGCCUGGGACUUGCAGCUUCCAAACCCAAUGUGAUCGGCCAGCUGGAGCGCAGGGAAGCACCAUGGAGGCCAGGGGGAGAGGACCGGGGAAGCUGCUGGGCAGAUUGGAAGACUGGCCUGGAAACCAAGGAGUCAUCUCCAAAGUUUGGCCUCUCCAUGGAAUACUCACCUCCGGGAAGACCCAUAAGGGAUGUUCCUUUUGUCUCCAUGUUGAGAGAAGCCUGGAGAUGGGACCCUGGGGUAGAGAGUCAGCCAAGUGAUGAGGACGGAUAUUCUAAACAAGUAAAACUCACCCAGAAGAAGCCUUCCAAUAAACUAAGAGGCCACGAACAUGAGGAAUAUGGCAAGAGUCUUAGUCUGAGGACAGGUCUUUCACCACACCAGAAGUUAUCUGUAGGAAAGAGUAUCCAUAGGUGGGAUUCACAUAGACAAAAUUUCAGACUGUAUACAGAGCUAAAAAAAUGUUCUAGAAUGUUCUCAAAGAAGAUAUGUUCUAAAUAUAAUGAAUAUGAGAAAUCCCUAAUUUGUAAUGCAGAUCUUGUUGAAAAUCAUAGGCUACACACUAAAGAGAAACUUUAUGAAUGUAACGAAUGUGGGAAGGCAUUCCACCAGAUGGCCCAACUUACUGUCCAUCAGAGGAUUCACACUGGAGAGAAACCUUAUGAAUGUACGGCUUGUGGGAAGGCCUUCCGAAGGAGUGCAGAACUUAAUGUACAUCAGAGAAUUCAUAGUGGAGAAAAACCUUACGAAUGUAAUCAAUGUAGAAAGGCCUUUCGAAGGAAAACACACCUUACUGUACAUCAGAGAAUACACAGUGGAGAGAAACCUUAUGAAUGCAGUGAAUGUGGGAAGGCCUUUCACCGGAGCUCAAUGCUUAUUCAACAUCAGAGAAUUCACACUGGAGAGAAACCUUAUGAAUGUAGUGAGUGUGGGAAUGUCUUUCGCUGGAGGACGUAUCUUACUGUACAUCAGAGAAUUCAUAGUGGAGAGAAACCUUAUGCGUGUGAUGAAUGUGGAAAAGCUUUCCGCCAAAGGUCACAGCUAACUCUGCAUCAGAGAAUGCACACUGGAGAGAAGCCUUAUGAAUGCAAUGAAUGUGGGAAGGCCUUCUACCAGAGCACUGGACUAACUUUACAUAAGAGAAUUCAUACUGGAGAGAAACCUUAUGAAUGUGCGGAAUGUGGGAAAGCCUUUUACAGGAACAGGGGACUUAGUGUACACCAGAGAAUUCACACUGGAGAGAAACCUUACGAAUGUAAAGAAUGCAGGAAGGCCUUUCGACAGAGCUCACAGCUGACUCUGCAUCAGAAGAUUCAUACUGGAGAGAAACCUUAUGAAUGCAACGAAUGUGGGAAGGCUUUCCGUUUGAGCCGAGGACUUACUGAGCACCAGAGAAUUCAUACUGGAGAGAAACCCUAUGAAUGUAAUGAAUGUGGGAAGGCCUUUCGCCAGAGGUCUCAGCUUACUGUACAUCAGAGGAUUCAUACUGGACAGAAACCUUAUGAAUGCAGUGAAUGUGGAAAAGCCUUUGGUCAGAGGGCACAACUUACUCGACAUCGGAGAAUCCAUAGCGGAUAUGAUCCUUAGGGAUGUAACAUGUUGCUCCUACGGGAGCACAGGAUUUACUGAACACCAGGGGAUUUGUGCUGAAGAAAACCUUAUGAAUGUGAGAACGUCUUCUAACCAAAAAUAGGACUAAGUCAAUAUUGGAUAGCUCUUACAGAGACAUACUUUAUGAAUGUAAUAAGAUAGAGAAUGCUUUUUUUUAAAAGCCAACAUGAAUUCAUGAUAGGAGAGGUUGUAAACUUAAUGUGGACAUCCUUUCAUCAAAAUUGUGGAACUGAUCGAAUACCAAAUGAUCUAUAUUGGAGAAAAGUCUUGUGAAUGCAAGGAUUUUAGCCAGAGUCACAGUCCUUUAGGAAUUCAGACUAAAAUUCUAUAGGUGAAGUAAAUCCUUGCCUAAUUACCCAUAAAAGCUCCUAAAACCUCUUCUCUCAUCAGCUACCUUCCUCACAUAUAAAACACAUGGACUCAUCAUUUAUUGAGAAAUUUGUGGCUAUCCAAUUGGCAUUUGCUCUCUUAACCUCUUUCCUGAAAAAAAUUCUGUGAGUUGUCAUCCAUGCUCCUCUGCCUUCCUGACACUGAGGAAGAGCCAUCACUUUCUUGAAAAUUUCUUCUCCUGUACUUUUGCAGAAUUCCCACUCUCUGACCUCUUCUGGACCUACCUUCAGCAUAAUUCAGUCUUGUGCCUUUGGCUGUCCACAAACUUGCUCACGUCUUUCCAGUACUAGAAAGCAACCCAAAAAAGCGGCUGUUUUUGGACCUUCUGCACCAGCCAGCUGCAAUCUCAUCUCUCUCCUGACAAACAUUAAACGUGGGUGGCCAUCCAGUCCUUACCAUCCUCAUUUCUUUCCAUGCUUUGAAGUUGAGUUUGUGUCCCCCACGCUGUCCUGAAACUGCUUCUCCAAAGUUCACCAGUGGCCUCCUUUUCAAUCUUUGUCCUCUUUUGUGUCAGUAAAAUAUCAGAAACUAGAGUAAUGUUUCCUCCUGGAUACUCUCCAUCUUUGUCUUUCAGGACACUCCACUCUCUUGGUUAAUAAUAAUAACUCAUAUUUAAAAAGUACUUUAUGGUUUGCCAAGCACAUUCCUCCACCUUUGAGAUGAAGCAAGUAUUCUCAUCCUCCUUUUACAAAGGAGGAUCUUAUGACUUCAGAUCCCAUACUUCAACACUGCGAGCCGCCUGUCUUCCUGAUCUAUAUCUGGCGGCUUGUUCCUGCUCUGUCUCUUCGCAGCUUUCUUAUCUUUUCCCAUAGCCAGUAAUGUGGACGUUCGCUUGGCUCUCUUCUUUCUACCCUAUCACUACUAUCAUAAUAAGUCAUGUUUCUUUAAUGCUUUAAGCUUUCGAAGGGCAUGUCUCUGGUCCUUUUUGAUCCUCCUCACAACGCUAAAGGAGUUGUCGUCUCCAUUUUGUGAUACUGAGGCUCAGGGUCAUGUAGAUAAUAAACGGGUGUGACAGGAGCAGAAGCAGUGCCUCUUCCAGGGCACCUGGUGCCCUUUUGGGAGCUAAAGUCCUGCCUUCUCCAGGAAGCCUCUUCCAGCCCCUCUUCAUCCAGUGCCUUGGCGCUCCAUUCAUUUUUUAUUUAUCUGGUACCGUGUCUCGCUUCUUUGCACACGGUUGUUUGCCUUUUGCCUCCCCCAUCAGACCAUGAGCUCCUUGAGGGCAAGGACUGUGCUUUGCCUCAUUUUAUGUGCCCAGCACUUAGCAGAGUGCCUGGCACAUACUAGGUGCUUAAUAAAUCCUUAUUAUUUAUUUAGACUGACUGAACAGGAAUCUUAACUUAUUCCCAAGGUUUCAAAUGUAUCCUCUAAACGAUUGACCAUUUCCCUUCAAACCUGAGCUGAGCUGACCUGGCCUGGGAGCUCACCAUUCAGCUCACCUCCUAUGAUAUCAGUUCUGGCUUUUUAACUAUCCUUCACCAAAUCCUACCAUGAAAAUCUCCCUUGCAUUUCCUUGUAUCAGAUUCUUUCUCUUCAUUCCCAUCGCUACUACCCUUGGUGGCAUGUGG
Messenger RNA from Trichosurus vulpecula (common brushtail), 3895 nucleotides. Its product is annotated as zinc finger protein OZF-like. NCBI's taxonomy places the organism in Eukaryota, Metazoa, Chordata, Mammalia, Diprotodontia, Phalangeridae. Gene Ontology annotation, molecular function: DNA-binding transcription factor activity, RNA polymerase II-specific; RNA polymerase II cis-regulatory region sequence-specific DNA binding. Gene Ontology annotation, biological process: regulation of transcription by RNA polymerase II. The coding region runs from base 171 to 1916 and encodes 581 amino acids. The transcript is spliced from 4 exons. The record is from RefSeq and is a predicted model, not a curated record.